Messenger RNA from Adelges cooleyi (spruce gall adelgid), 1809 nucleotides. RefSeq lists its product as uncharacterized. Bases 233 to 955 code for a protein of 240 amino acids. Gene Ontology annotation, biological process: regulation of transcription by RNA polymerase II; mesoderm formation. The record is from RefSeq and is a predicted model, not a curated record. Gene Ontology annotation, molecular function: DNA-binding transcription factor activity, RNA polymerase II-specific; RNA polymerase II cis-regulatory region sequence-specific DNA binding; protein dimerization activity. Gene Ontology annotation, cellular component: nucleus. Lineage: Eukaryota; Metazoa; Arthropoda; Insecta; Hemiptera; Adelgidae. The transcript is spliced from 4 exons.
AUAAUUAUUGCACCCGGUAGCAGCUAGUGUUCGGCGGCCCUCGCACUAGUGCUGUGUUUCGGUUACCUAUCCCUAUCUAAGUAUUUAGUCUUUAGGAUGCGCAUCCGAUAAGCGCCAAGAUAGAGAUCUGUCGAAUGUUGGACUGUUGAAACCGGCAAACAGGCGGCCGAGUUUAAGUUUGUUGGUGUUAUUUACAUUGACUUGCAAUACUAAAUAAUACAGCCGGGACGAUAUGAACGAAGAAACGGCCACAGGAAACGAUAACGAAAAGCCAGUCGUUCAACAGGAAAAUGUCGCGGAGUUCAUGGCCAUGGACAAACCGCUGAACGAACCGUCGCAUUGCGAGCAAGAAUCCACAGUCAGGUCGAUUGACUCGACGACCGUUUGCAACCUGAACAACGUGGUGCUGCCAGUUAUCACCUACGAGUUUUCACAGGCCAACCAUCAUCAUCAUCAGCAACAGAUAAUAGACACAACCGGCAUACACCCGACUACAAUAGUGUACCACAGCUCCGGCGAACAGCACCAACAACAGUACACGCUACCGCCGCCGCCACCACCACCCCCACAGACUUCAACUAUCAACUACGUGGUGUCCGAAGGUCGUACCAGAGUACGUUCGUACGAAUCCGAAAAAGAUUACAAGAAAUCGGCGUGUGACAGGGAACGGACGAGGAUGCGCGACAUGAACAAAGCGUUUGAUUUACUAAGGAAUAGGCUGCCCAAAAGUAAACCACCCGGCAAGAAGCUGUCUAAAAUCGAAUCGUUGAGGAUGGCCAUCCGGUACAUAAGACACUUACAAGCCAUACUCGAAUACGGACCCGAAUACGAGACUAAGUUGUACACCGUGCCCUGUACACAAUACUUGCCCCCGCCGACCUAUUACGGAUAUCAGCCGCCGUACAAUCAGUGGAAUGCCGGCGAUUUUGCUCCCAUCAUAAGUCAUCAGUACUGAAACUAUGAUUCAAAUUUCAAGACCCAACAACAUAUACCUACUAUUAAGACACAAUGUUUUUAGGAAUGAAUAUAAUAUUAAAAUUACCAAUUAGUCAUUGAUAAUUUAUUACACAGAUAUAGCUUUUGUUUUUAUACAUUUAUGUACUUAUGCGCACCGAUUGUGUAUUGAAAAAUUAUCGUUGAAAACAGUUGUCCGUGUGUAAUACUGUAUCGUGCAAAUUAAUGAAUCGGUGAGUGGAAGAACAAUAAUAAAUAUACAAGUAUAAAAAUUAAAACAAAACAAAUUAAACCAUAUUGCAUUGACCCUACAUUAUUCCCAUUAUGUCUGUUUAUACUCACAGACAGAUGUUAAUAUUUAUUCUAAUUAUUAAUUGUUGAAAAACGAUAUUGUUAUUUCAUUCACAUCCGUUUAAACGUUAAAACUAAAAACUGUUCUAUACGAAUUUCCAGCUUAAUUGUAUUCACCCAUUACGUCAGCUAUACAUAGUUAUUGUAUAUUUUAUUAUUAUUGAAACUCAAUAAAAAAUUAAUUUUUGUAAUAUUCGACUUCUAAUUUACUUCUAUCCUAAUAACGUUACCAUUAGGUAAUAAUUGUAAUCUAUACGAGGUUCUAAUUUUCUGAUGUGAUCUUUGGUUUUUCAUUAAUAAUCGAUAGUAAUUUAAACACGGGUUAGAAUAAUUCAAAUUAUAUAAAGAGGAAAUUUUUAAAACAAUCAUAGACACAACUGUUAAGUGUCGAAUUAGCAUAACUACCAAUUUGGGACCUUCAAUUAAUUUGAAUUUAAUCCCAAUGUAUGUAUUUCUCACAAAAUUAUUUUUAUUAUUUUUACGGUGUUGCGUUAGACAUUUAAG